UCUUGGUAUUGCCUGGGUGGGUAAUCCAAGUACAUCCAGUAGUGCCCUUGACAGCCACACUCGGCGAGCUAACCAUUUGCUUAGCGUCUCCAACGGCACUUAUAUACCCCCCUCCUUCUCCAACUGCUCGUUACAGUCUUCGGCUACGAUUACAAACACUUUUCUUUCACGACCGUUACGAUGCAAUUCAAGGAUAUCAUCCCUCUUGCUGCCCUGAGCCAGGCUGUUUUUGCCGUCGCCAGCCCUCAGGCUGCCAGCUCUCCUGCUCCCACACCUACCGGAACUUGCGAGCCUCACGGUGAUCACUGGCACUGCCCUUCUGGAGUCCCCCAGCCUUCUACAAACCCAGAUGGCACUCCUAACACCAAGGCUUCCAAGGCUGACACCGGUGCUCACCCUACGCCCACCAACAGCAAGGAAUGCAGCCCUCACAAGGACCACUGGCACUGCCCUUCGGGAGUUCCUCAGCCUACCACAAACCCUGACGGCUCGCCCAACACCAAGGCCUCUAAGGUCAACACCACUGGCCGCCCUGCACCUACCGACAGCACUGGCUGCGAACCUCACGGCGACCACUGGCACUGCCCCUCUGGCGUGCCCCAGCCCGUCACCAACCCCGACGGCUCUCCCAACACCAAGGCCAGCAAGCCCUCUGGUACUUCCGGGGCCGCUAAGUCUGGCACAUCAGGCGCUGCUAACCCUACAUCCAGCACUGCUGGUGCUGCUCGCUUCGGCUCCUCUUUUGGCGUGACCGCUGCUGGUGUCACGCUAGCCGCUGUUGUUCUCAGCGUUUGGAUGCUGUAAGAAGUGUCGACUGUUUUGGGGGAGUUAAGCCAGGGAUGUAUAGAAGCAAGCUAGGCAGCUGCAUCGUUGGUAGAAAAAUCAACAUGUGAUGCGUAUGUAAUAAUAGAAUGGAGUUUAAAGACCCUAUCAGCCGUGGUUAUGGACGCGCAAGUGGUAUGUCAGAAGAGCCGUAUUAUUAGUUGUAACAUGACAGUGGCAUUCGUGCGGCUCAGCUUCUGGGAGAGGAAAGACAUGGCUCAUAAGGGAUUUUGAAUGAGCCACAGACUCAAACACGCCGCAGUGUACCAAAGGUCAAGCGAUGCUCUGGUUGAGUCGGAGGUCACGGGUUGUGGCGGCGUGGGUGAAGCUGGCGGCUGAGCACUUGCAACUAGGCAGACAAGUAAGAAGUCGGUCGAAAAACAAUAUGAUAAACCGGUAUCUAUGUAUUUCAAUAUCUAAAAAUAUUGGAAAAUAAAAUUCGGUUGCUGGAUUUGCAGUUGAUCCGAAAAUAAAAUGUACUGGUAUAUCUGGAC
Messenger RNA from [Torrubiella] hemipterigena, 1316 nucleotides. NCBI's taxonomy places the organism in Eukaryota, Fungi, Ascomycota, Sordariomycetes, Hypocreales, Clavicipitaceae. The record is from the annotation of a GenBank genome assembly.